GGACGGGGGCGGGCUCUCCGGGCCCCCAUUGGCUACGGCCCCCCCCACACGAGGGCUCCCCCCAUCUCCCCCCGACAUCAGUCCGUCCCGCUUCCAGCUGCUGCAGCCGCGCCUUCACCGCCUCGGCCUCCAGCCGCCCCCUGCUCCGGCCCGGCAUGGCGACCCCGACCCAGGCCCCCACAAAGGUUCCUCAGGAGCCUGACCCAUUUUACUAUGGUGUUGGCAGGAUCCCUGAGACUGGGGUGUGGGGAGACCACAGAGCGGCUUGCUUGCUGCGAUGGUUCAGACAGGUGACAGUGGUGGACAGGACCGGGGAGGAGGCCGUGAAAGGAGACUAUGACACUGUACAGACUGUGGGCAUGACUCUGGCCACCAUAUUGUUCCUGCUGGGCAUUCUCAUCAUCAUCAGCAAGAAGGUGAAGUGCAGGAAGGCGGACUCCAGGUCUGAGAGCCCAACAUGCAAAUCCUGUAAGUCGGAGCUUCCCUCCUCAGCCCCUGGAGGUGGCGGCGUGUAAGACCAGCCCUGGGCACCUCCACUGCUGUCCCUGCCUGAGUGCGGAAGCCUGAGGACCGGGUGGAGGCGGUGGGGACCCCAGCCUUGCGCCGGGGAGCGCUCCCCCGAAUGAGCCGCCCCACCCACCCGAGGCUGGUGCCGCUGCACCCUGCUGCCCCUCCCCAGGCCUUGGCAAUGACGACCCCCCAAAGAGCCCGUGUGCAUCCCGGAUCCGGGGACUCAGGCCUCCAGCUCCUGGGGUCCGGGAGCCCAGCCCCAGCCCCCCAGGAUCCCCACGUACUGCUCCCCGGCACCUCCCUGUCUCCCCUCCGAAGAAGAUCGGUUGCCCUGCACCCUUGGAGUCUGUCUUGAGCUUAAUAAAUGUGCAUUUGGUUUUUUC
This is a messenger RNA of Canis lupus familiaris (dog), 893 nucleotides long. It is a transcript of the gene FXYD7, whose product is annotated as FXYD domain containing ion transport regulator 7. The record is from RefSeq and is a predicted model, not a curated record. Gene Ontology annotation, molecular function: sodium channel regulator activity. Lineage: Eukaryota; Metazoa; Chordata; Mammalia; Carnivora; Canidae. The coding region runs from base 156 to 515 and encodes 119 amino acids. Gene Ontology annotation, cellular component: membrane. The transcript has 7 exons. Gene Ontology annotation, biological process: regulation of sodium ion transmembrane transporter activity.